AUGAGUAAUAUUAGCAGUCCUCCUCGAAAGGAUCGUAUUGUCUAUUCACCUACGGGAUCCAUUCCUAAAGGAAAGACGAUAUAUACUGGUGGUUCCCUUGGAAGACCCGAUUUGAAGCAAGGCUCUUCAACGAGCAGGCUUAAUUUACCAUCAGCACCUGGUUCUUCUUACAAGAUAUUGCACCAACAUAGUCAUUCGAAUCAAAUGUUUACUACAGACGGUUCCGGGGCAACACCUGGAGUCAGACCUUCUUUGAACCCUAGACACACGUUCAAUGGGACAUAUACUGGUCUAGGGGGUACGUCAUCCGAUGAUAACUCGAGUACUGGACACCGUGCUAGACGAGGUGGUAGUAGCCCGUCUCAUAGGAAUAACCAGUCCUCAGGACUGGUGUUUAGUACCGUCGCAGAUAGAGAAUUAGCAAGUAUUGAUAAGAUCAAUGAUCCGCUGGCGGAUUCAUUGGUUUGUGCAGGGAAGAGUCAUGUAGGCAUAUACAAGUUUAAUAGAGAAGAUAGAUCCAUACGGUUGGUACAGGAUGUAACCAAAACAGAUUUAUCAUAUUCAAGAUUACAAUCAUCAUCGAUGUUUGCCUCUAGGAGAAACAGACAAUCAAAAUUUAGUACGAUAUCAGAUGUUAAAAGUGGAUUUCAAAACUUUAAUAAUUAUAUUGCAGUUUGUGCAAAUUCUACUUCCAUUUCUAUAUUCGAUAUCAAUAAACAAUCAGGCGAGGCUAUUAAUCCCUUGGUCACGUCACUUAAUGAACACAAGAGGUCCGUCAAUAGUUUUGAUUUCAACAUGGUUCAGCCUAAUCUUCUUAUUAGUGGUGGUCAAGAUGGUUGUGCCAAGAUAUGGGAUCUUAGAGCAAAUAACAUGAAAAAUAAUGGAAGAUGUGAAGUAAAUAUUAACACAACUUAUGAUUCUAUAAGAGAUAUUAAAUGGAUGCCUAGUUAUUCUUUUGGAUCUCCCGUUUCAAAUGAAGGAACACCUUCAUCCAUAGGGAGUACAACUAGUUCAACGCCAAGAUCUAACUCGGGUUACAAAUUUUCAUCAAUUCAUGAUUCUGGGGUACUGUUGAAGUUUGAUUUAAGACAACCACAACAAUUUGAAAAGAAAAUUAACGCACAUACAGGUCCUGGUUUAUGUUUGAAUUGGCAUCCAAACUUGGAUUACGUAGUAACAGGUGGUAGAGAUGGUAAAUGCUGUCUCUGGUAUAUCGGUGAUAAAGAGCCACGAACAAAUAAUCCAAACAGUACUGUAAAUGGUUAUACGUCGUCAAAUCCGUCAGUAUUUCCGGAAACAACAAUUAAUUUUGGUUCCCCAAUUACUAAAUUGAAAUUUUGCCCGACUUAUAAUGAUGAGCCACAUAAUUCCUUAUUAGCUAUUUCUUCGAUGGGAGAAGAAGCUCAAGUUGGCAUAUAUUCAUUAGCAAGAAAAUAUAUACCAAAAUAUUUACUAGAGACUUCGGCUGCAUCAUUGGGCCUCGUAUGGUGGGAUUCUGAAAAUAUAUUUACAAUUGAUAAGAGGAAUAGAAUUAAUGGAUGGAAUUUAACUAAUGAACCAACAGUAUUAGAAAACUUAACAAAGACUGUUACUACCUGGAGAGACAUUGAGGGUAAUGGCCUAUUAUUUGUCGAUCAAGAGGAAGGUACAUAUGAUAUUUCAGAUCCGUACUUUGUCAGAGAAAACAUACAUGACCACGCUACUAAUAACAGUAAUUCAAUGUUAUCAAACACAAGUAUUAAUCAUUUUGAUAUAGGUAAUAAAAGAAUAAGUUCUCCCCCUACUCCUAUCCCAAAUGAGAGGCCACCCAUGUUUAAAAUGAAUUCUGCAUUCAAUAAUAAGAGUUAUGCGUCCUCUCCGAUGUCAUCUACUACACUUUCAACGACUCCGUCUAUCCAUUCAGGAACUUUACCAAUUGUUGUCCAGGAUAAACUUGCUUCAUCAAUAGUGUCGCCUCUGGUGUUCACUGUAGAUUUGCCUAAAAUAAUUAGUAGUAUGAGAAUAGAACAGAUUUCCAGUUUUCAAAGUUUAAGGAAUAAGAAAAAAAUUGAUAAAGAAAGUUUAGCUAAGCUGCAGGAAUCUCCUAUAGAAGUGUUUAAAUACUUGGCAAGAGAAUUGGAAUUUUCAAUUAAACAUGACGAUUGGGCUAACCAACUUAAUCAGAAGAGUAUUAGUGAUCAUCACAGUGCUAAUGAAAGUCUACAAGAAGAUAAUGAAGAUACGGGGAAAAACUUGAUGAAGAAAUUUGGUCUCGCAGAGAAUGGAACAUGGACAAAUUUAAUUAAUAAGAAAAACGAUCAGCAAGAAAGAAUGAACUCAGAAGCUGGACUGACAGGCAUUUUGAACUCUGGAACAAAGCCAAGCUAUCACGAUUCAUCAAGUAACGAUAGGAGCAGUAAAUAUAGUAAUGCGCAUAUUGACAGCAUAUCACGCUCAGAUUCGCACUCCAGCCAGUACAAACAUAAUGAAACAGAUGAUUCGGAGUCUAGUAUAAAUCAAAUGGUGGAACCCAAGAGUGAAAAAAUCAUAAAACUGCAGCAGAGGAUGAGUAUGUUCGUAGAUUUUCUUUCUGUAGCCAGUCACAAUGCAUCUGUAUAUGCAAAUAUCAAUGAUGCUUUAAACUUCAAAGUCUGGGUUCUGAUUAGAGAUACUAUUAUGUGGGAUUUAAAGAAGAUGGAUUCGUUCCUACCUAAAUCCAAUGAUCCACUCGAUCAAACCAAAAAUCAUGAUUCAGAAUCUGUGAAUUCUUCAGUGGUAGAGGAUACUGUGAUCCCACUUCAUGAUCUUCGUAAACAAUCUAUGGAUUCAGAAUAUAGUCGUUUUAAUGAAAGUAUCAGGACUUCAUCGUUGGUGGAAGAGCACCCACAGAUAUUUAGAUCGCCGUCCGACGACUCCGGAGUCGAUCCCAUAGAUAGAGAGGUUAUUGCUAACUUAAGAAACCAAUUACGUAAAUCAAAGGAAGAGCCAGCACAUAAAUUUGCAACUGCUGAGACUUUGAGAAACUUAGAUGGUGAUGGUGCAGUUUUGAGUACUUAUCCAGACGAGAAACGAGCACCUUCUAAUGAGAGCGCAUUAGAUCCAGAAGAUGAAGAUGAAGAAAGAAAAGAGGACGCUAAACCAAACGAUGAAUCGCCAGAAGGUAUUCCAAUCUUGAACAAUAGACGCCAAAGGUUAUCAUUUAUAGAUACAUUUUUGUCUGAUGCACAUUCACCUUUGGGUCAUUCGGAUGAAGAGCAUUUAAGAAGUGGUAGCUUUACAAAAGGAAAAACAAGCGGUGGUCCUUAUUCUGAAUCCUUCGAUCACCACAGUAUUAGAAGUAAGGUGUCAUCUCUGGAUAGUAUCCCUAGUACCUAUCAAUCACGCGCACCAUUUUUAAAGAGAUUAUCAGACACUAAGAAAUUAGUUCCGACAAUAAAGGAAUCGUUCUCUUACGAAGAUGUUCUCAGGAGUGUAGACGAUCUGGGGGUAUUUGCUAACACUGACGUUAAAAAUGAUAGUGCUAUACAAAAUAAGAAAAAUGCAACAAGAUUGUUCCCACCACCGUGGGAUACCAGAACCAUACUACAACAAGUGUACGAACAAGCUGCAGAAGGCGGUAAUAUUCUGCUGGCUGUGAAUAUAUUACUAUUAUUCCAGGAUGUGUACCAACUUACGUCACUACGCGUCGUUAAGAGUAGUGUUUCGGAAUUUAUCACGUUAUUACAUCGAUACGAAUUGUUUGAGAUCUCAACUGCUUUGCUCAAGUACUGUGGGUGGGAUGAUAUAAUGGGUCCCGAGAGUGAACAAUCAGAUAUCCGUCUCUUCUGUGACCGUUGUGGUGAACUGAUAGUAAAUGAACCUUCUAAGGAGAAGUACACACGUAGUUUACGUCAAAGCCAUCCUCAUGAACAAGGUAAGAUAGAUGCCCAAUUUGGGUUCUGGUAUUGCGACAAUUGUAAGAAACCCAAUACAUUAUGUGUUCUGUGUGAACGUCCCAUUAAGAAAUUGGCCAUGGGUCUCCUAGAAUGUGGCCAUGAGGGUCAUUUUGACUGUUUCCGUGAAUGGUUCCUUAAGGAAGGUAUGACUACAUGUCCAGCAGGUUGUACUGCAACUUUAAACAUCUGA
Maudiozyma barnettii is the source of this 4104-nucleotide messenger RNA. It is a transcript of the gene RTC1, whose product is annotated as Rtc1p. The record is from RefSeq and is a predicted model, not a curated record. The transcript has a single exon. NCBI's taxonomy places the organism in Eukaryota, Fungi, Ascomycota, Saccharomycetes, Saccharomycetales, Saccharomycetaceae. Gene Ontology annotation, biological process: positive regulation of TOR signaling. The coding region runs from base 1 to 4104 and encodes 1367 amino acids. Gene Ontology annotation, molecular function: protein binding.